UACUGGAUUCUCUAAGUUUUGAUGCUUCGAUCAAUAAUAUUCUCAUCCUUUUCAUCUUUUUUCUCCUUUUCCUUUUCUUCCCCAUCUUUACUGUAAGCUCUCUUUUUAUGCUGCAAUAAUCAUAACAUCAACCUAGUCAUUUGAAUUAUUAAAAUGGUUAAUUAAUUUUGUUGAUUCUGGCUUUUAAUUUUUUAUAUUUUGUGAUUUCUGGUUCGUUUUGAAACGACUUUAUCUGUUAAAGUUUGUGUUAAACAUAAGUGUUUUGACCAAACCUUAAAACCGCUGGAAAUAUUGUGUUAUAGAUUCAGAUUAACAACACUUUUUCAAUGUUGUCAAUACAUUUUGAGUACAUUUAUCCCCUUAAAUGUCUGAUUAACAGUUAAUUGGCUAUUAAUAACAUGAGAAAAUGUGUUAUCUAAAUUAUACGUGAUUAUCUUCAUCGCUUAAUUCAUUUUAUAGCCAACUGAAUCUCAAAACUACAAUGGCACAAACAAUUUCAACAAGACUAGGUGAAUGCAUUAAUUUUACACCGUUAGUCUUAAUCAUCUUGUUUGGCCAUUUAAGUUAUUCCCUUGAAACAUGUUAUAAAUUUACCUCUGCUGCUGGUGAUCCUUGCAAAUCACUGGAAUGCUCAUUUGGAGCUGAAUGUAUUCGUACAAGAGAUGGCAAAAGAGCUGAAUGUGUCUGUCCGGAAAAGUGUUAUACUUAUGGUGAUUCAGUUGGUUCUAGACCUGUUUGUGGUAGUGAUGGUCGUGAUUAUCCCAAUGAAUGUGAAUUAAGACGAAAGGCUUGUGUUUCAAAUAAAGAAAUUUCCGUUAAAUUUCAAGGAAAAUGUGAUCCGUGUGAGGAAGUACAAUGUCCAGCUUCUCAAAUAUGCCAAUUAGAUGACAAUAGGAACCCAAUUUGUAGGUGUAAUGCCGUAGAGGAAGAAAUAAUAAUAAUCUGUGGAUCAGAUGGUAAAACGUAUACAAAUGAAUGCAUCUUACGGGUUGAAGCUUGUAAAGCACGCAAAAGUCUACGUAUAUUGUAUAAUGGUGAAUGUGGCUCUGGUCGAGCCGUGAAUCCGUGUGAAAGUUUAAAAUGUAGCAUUUAUCAAGAAUGUGACAUUGACCGUUAUGGUAUAGCCAGUUGUGUUUGCCCUCCCAUGUGUCCUCAAAUAAUGAAUCCUGUCUGUGGAUCUGAUGGAAAAACAUAUGAUUCAGAAUGUGAAUUACGGAGAGAAGCUUGUUUACUUCAUAAAAACGUAACUCUCGUCUAUAAAGGAUUAUGCGGUGAAGACGGAGCUUGUAAUGGUUUCAAAUGUGAUUUUGGUUCAAUUUGUGUUGUCCAAUCAACUAAUUCUCAGCCUACAUGUGAAUGUCAAUCUUGUACUGAAGAGUAUAAGCCUGUGUGUGGAUCGGACGGUAUCUCGUAUAGUAAUGAGUGUAAAUUGAGAAGAGAAAGUUGUGAGCAGCAAAAGUCAUUAAAAGUUAUCUCGCAAGGAUAUUGUAAUGGUUGUGAAGGAAUAAAAUGUGAUUAUCAUUCUGUUUGUCAAAUUGAUGCCAAUGGACAUGGAAAAUGUAUUUGUAUAAAAAACUGUUCCCAUAUCAAAAUGCCCAUUUGUGGGUCUGAUGGUGUUAGUUAUGCUAAUGAAUGUGAACUACGGUUGGCCUCCUGCACCAAAAAAGAGUACCUGACAAUUGCUUCCAAAGGCCCUUGUGAUAUUUGUUUCAAUGUACAUUGUAAAUAUGGAGCUCGAUGUGAAACUGGCUUAUGCGUUUGUCCAAGUGAAUGUCCACAAACCUACGAACCUGUUUGCUCAACUGAUGGAUUAACUUAUAUAAACGAGUGUCAAAUGAGGGUUAAUGCAUGUCAGAAAAAUGUUGAACUUGGAAUAUCAUUUUAUGGUGAAUGUCAAGACAAAGGUGGACCAGAAAGUAUUGGUUCUGGUGUUGGUUACAUUAAAACUUGCGAUCAUAAUACGUGUCGUUUUGGUGGUGUUUGUGAUUAUGAUGCUGAAGGUGUACCUCAUUGUAUUUGCUCAUACCAGUGUCCAACAACUAGUGGUCCUGACGAUUCUGUUUGUGGUUCUGAUGGCCGUCUCUAUGAAAAUGAGUGUAAAUUACAGGAAGAAGCUUGCCGUCGUCAACAAGAAAUUCAACCAGCUUUGAAUCGACUUUGCGAAGACAGUAAACUCUUGCCAUGUGAAGGUGAACCUCCAUUGAUUAACCCUUCCACCGGUAAAGAGUAUUAUUGCGGUGAUGGUCCCGAUUCAAAACAAUGUCCACCCAACAGUUAUUGUCAUAAAAGUUCAAGGUUUGCCAAAUGCUGUCGAGAAAUCGCUUUAGUACGAAGUUGCUCUGAUUCAACCUAUGGAUGCUGUUCAGAUGGUGUAACUUCAGCUCAAGGAGCUGAUCAAGCUGGUUGUCCAUCUGUUUGCAAUUGUAAUAGACUAGGAUCUUAUUCAACAUCGUGUGAUCCAACAACUAAACAAUGUCAUUGUAAAGUCGGUAUAGGCGGCCUUCAAUGUGAUCGAUGUGAACCAGGUUAUUGGGGAUUAAAUAAAAUAUCUGAAGGCAACAGUGGAUGUAUUCCUUGUUCCUGUAAUAUGAAUGGAUCAAUUCGUGAUGAUUGUGAACAAAUGACUGGUCGUUGUGUUUGUAAACAUGGACUCCAAGGAAUGAAAUGCAACGUUUGCCCAGAGGAAACUAUCCUCGAUCAACAUGGAUGUAUUCACGUUUCAUUGAUCAAGUUUUAUUCUGGUUCGUGUGCUGACAUGAAAUGCCGAUUUGGUUCGGCUUGUGUUGAAAACCCUGAAAAAGGAAUUCAAUGUGUUUGUGCUAUGAGAUGUCCUGAGGUAACUCUAGGCCCAGGUCAUUUAAUUCGACGAACAUCGCAAGUAAUCUGUGCCUCUGAUGGCAACACUUAUCUAUCUGAAUGUCAAAUGAAAUUCUUUGCGUGUCGAAUGCAGAGAAAGAUUAAUCUUGUUCACCAUGGACAGUGUCGUAAUACACCAGGAUCAUCUUCCACCUCCUUUACCUCUCCUUCAUCAUCAACCACCGAAGACGAAUCUGUUACUCAAGGACCAGCUCGUCGUUCCACAAUGUUCAAAACAACUCUUCAAGAUACCGAUAAACCGACCAGAGAGUUGUCACUAAGCUUCUCUGAGCAAGUUAGUCCACAAACAACAAGUGCAACACCAACUAUACCAUCAAAAGCAAUUAAAAUCCCAGCUCUUGUUGGUAACUCGUAUUUGGAAUUGGCUAGACUUCAAGCUUACACUCGCCUUUCUAUUGAGAUGGAGUUUGUCACUUAUUCUGAUUCUGCGAUUCUUCUGUACAACGGUCAAACAGGGACUGGUGAUGGCGAUUUUAUUUCACUUUCUAUUAGAAAAGGUUUCAUCGAGUUUCGUUUUGAUCUUGGAUCAGGAAAAGUUGUCCUUACUUCAUCUAAAACAAUUCAACUGGGAUCAGUUAUCAAAUUGGUUGCCAAAAGAUAUCUCAAAGAUGGAAUUUUGACAGUUGAAGGACAAGAAGAUGUUGCUGGAGCAAGUGAAGGUGAUCUCAAAAGUCUUGAUUUGGCUGAAAAUUUGUACAUUGGUCAUGUUCCGGGUCGAAAUAGUAAAAUAUUUGAAAACAUUGGAGUUAAAGAUGGUUUCAUUGGAUGUAUUCACAGUUUACGAAUUGGUCGUAAAGAUGUGGAUCUUUCUUAUCCUGCUUCAAAAGAGCUGAUCAAAGUGGUUGAUGUACACGAUUGCAGUGAUAUGCCAUGUACCUCAAAUACUUGUCUUAAUGGUGGUUCCUGUCACCCUGAAAGUGGCCCAAACUUUGGUUCCUAUGAAUGUUUAUGUCCAGUUGGAUUUACUGGAAAAAAUUGUGAAAUUAAAAUGGAUGUUUGCUUAAAUGAAAGUCCGUGUAUAAAAGGUUCGACCUGUGCUCUUUUACCUCGAGGAGGCUUUUCGUGUCUCUGUUCACAAGGCCAAUCUGGAAAAAUCUGCUCACAACUUCCUCGGGAAAUUGAAAACGCAUUUGUUCCUGAUUUUUGGACUUCAUCCUUCAUGGUUUUGCCUUCACUUACGAAUGUCGCUCAAUCUUUUGUCAUAGAAGUUUGGUUUACAACAAGAGACCCGAAUGGACUUAUUUUGUACAAUGGACAAAAUUCAGCUCAGUCACGAGGUGAUUUCAUCUUAUUAAACAUAUUUGAUAGUCGAGUUCAAUUUUCGUACAAUUUAGGAAGUUCAAUCCCUAAUGUUAGUGGAAUAAUAACAUUAACGUCUCGAAAGAAAGUCUCAAUGAAUGAAUGGCAUUCAGUUAGGAUUACGAGAGAUCGACAAAAAGGAACCCUUCAACUCGAUGAUAGUGCAACUGAAUUUGGACAAGCUAAGGGUGAUCUUAGUGAGUUGAACCUUGAUCAACCAUUGUACAUUGGAGGUAUUCCUGAUAACGUCAAUAUUAACAGAGAAGCCGGAAUUAUGGUCGGACUCAAUGGUGCUAUUCAAAGAAUUGUGGUUAACGGUGAAAUUUGGGAUAAUUUGAUGGAUCGAGCAACAACAGUCAACAAUAUUGCUGAUUAUAAUGGUCCACCGUGUGGCUUUACAAACCCAUGUCCAAACAAUGCAAUAUGUUUGCCACAGUUUAGUGAUUAUCUUUGUAGCUGUGCGUCCAACAAUAGAUCACAAACCUGUCUCAACUUGAUUGACGCCAGAAAAGCAAUAUCUUUGCGGAAAGGUUUUGUUACGAGAGAAGUCACUGGUUAAUUGUGGUUAAAUUUGAAAUUUAAUCUGAUCCCGAGACAGAUGAGCAAUAAAAGAUGGACAAAGAUUGUCAAUCAAUGAAAUCUGCUCAAACAAAUAUCAACCAGUUUUUCGCUGGCUACAACUCAACAAAAUAUUGAAAAGACUGGAAAUUAACAAUUCAACUUCAUGUCCAUUCCUAUUAAUAAUAAACUAUUAUCAAUGUGCCUUAACUUGAUUUUAGAAUAUCAAUGAACUAAUUAACAGGUGUUAAUCAUGACCUUUAAUAUGUAAUAAAUCUAACUUCUCAAAGUCUA
Messenger RNA from Tetranychus urticae (two-spotted spider mite), 5028 nucleotides. Its product is annotated as agrin-like. The record is from RefSeq and is a predicted model, not a curated record. Gene Ontology annotation, cellular component: extracellular region. Gene Ontology annotation, biological process: multicellular organism development; cell differentiation. Gene Ontology annotation, molecular function: protein binding; calcium ion binding. NCBI's taxonomy places the organism in Eukaryota, Metazoa, Arthropoda, Arachnida, Trombidiformes, Tetranychidae.